GUAAGAAAAUUCUUUAGUAGUCAAACGAAGUGGAAAAGUUGGAGAAGCACAAGAGAAGAAAGCACCGGAAGAUGGGCCGGAAAAUAACGGUGGCGGUAAGCACGUUGAAUCAAUGGGCGCUUGAUUUCGAAGGGAAUAUGACCAGAAUCAUUCAAUCGAUUAUAGAAGCAAGAGAGAUGGGUGCAGUUUAUCGCACUGGUCCUGAAUUGGAAAUUCCUGGAUACAGUUGCGAAGACCAUUUCUUCGAAUCCGACACGUUUCUACAUAGUUGGGAAGUUCUUUUGGAGAUAAUGAAGUCACCACACUCUCAAAAUAUGUUGAUUGAUGUCGGAAUGCCAGUUCAACACUUCAAUGUUGCUUACAAUUGUCGCGUCGUUUUUUAUAAUAAAAAAAUUAUUCUAAUUCGACCAAAAAUGUUGAUGUGUGAUGAUGGAAAUUAUCGUGAAACUCGUUGGUUCAAUGGAUGGACGAAACCUCGUCAAGUUGAAGAUUUUUAUCUUCCACGAAUCAUUUCAGCUGUGACUGGCCAGCACACGGUUCCUUUCGGUGACGCUGUUGUGUCAACACGUGAAACUUGUAUUGGAUAUGAGAUUUGUGAAGAACUUUGGAACCCACGAAGCACUCACAUCGAUUUGAGUUUGUCUGGUGUUGAAAUUAUUGUGAAUGGAAGUGGAAGUUACAUUCAACUACGUAAAGCUCACAUCACGACAGAUUUGAUACGAAAUGCUUCAUUUAAAGCUGGCGGACUUUACAUGUUUUCAAAUCUUCGCGGCUGUGACGGACAACGAGUUUGGUGGUCUGGAAACUCAGCGAUUGCGCUAAAUGGCGACAUUGUAGCUCGUGGAAAGCAAUUCUUACUCUCGGAUGUUGAAGUGACGAUAGCAACGAUUGACUUGGAAGAUAUUAGAAGCUAUCGAAUGGCUUUAAGAUCUCGUUGCACUCUCGGAUCUUCAGCCCCACUUUAUCCUCGCAUUAGUCUCGAUAUUGAACUUUCUAAUCGUCGUGAUAUAUUCACAGCAUCUCAUCCACCAAUUGAGUGGAUCUAUCAUAGUCCUGAAGAAGAAAUAGCUUUAGGUCCAGCAAGUUGGCUUUGGGAUUAUCUUCGACGUUCGGGACAAGGCGGAUUCUUUCUCCCACUCAGUGGUGGUGUUGAUUCCAGCAGCAGUGCUUGCAUCAUUCACAGCAUGUGUCGCAUGGUUGUGCAUGCAAUUGAACAUGGAGAAGCUCAAGUUCUCCACGAUGUUCGCAAAAUUCUUGCUGAUCCCGAUUACACGCCAAGAAAAGCAGCAGAAUUAUGUAAUCGAUUGCUUGUCACGUGCUACAUGGGAAGUGAAAACUCGAGUAAUGAAACACGUCAAAGAGCGUCAAAAUUGGCAAAUCAAAUUGGCAGCUAUCAUCUUGAGAUUAAUAUUGAUGGAGCGGUGUCAGCUCUUCUAACGAUAUUUAAUCUUGUGACGGGUUUAAAUCCUAAAUUUAGAACUCAAGGUGGUUGUCCUCGUCAAAAUCUUGCUCUUCAAAACAUUCAAGCACGCAUCCGAAUGGUUCUUUCUUAUCUCUUCGCUCAAUUGAUGUUGUGGGUUCGUAAUCGACCUGGUGGAUUGCUAGUUCUUGGUUCAGCUAAUGUUGAUGAAUCAUUGCGUGGAUAUAUGACCAAAUAUGAUUGUUCAUCAGCUGAUGUUAAUCCAAUUGGUGGAAUUUCAAAAACUGACUUGAGAGGAUUCUUAAAGUAUGCAAUGGAGAAGUUUCAUAUUCCUAUUCUCUCCGAGAUUAUUUCAGCACCACCAACUGCUGAACUUGAACCACUACAAGGUGGACAAUUGGCACAAACUGAUGAACAAGAUAUGGGAAUGACUUACAGUGAGUUGAGUGAGUUUGGUCGAUUAAGAAAGCAAGCAGCUUGCGGUCCUUAUUCAAUGUUCUGUAAACUUGUCGCCAGUUGGCGUAAUGAAUGUGCACCGAAGGAAGUUAGUGAUAAAGUUAAACAUUUCUUUCGAUGUUACGCAAUUAAUCGUCACAAAAUGACUGUUUUGACACCUUCGGUUCAUAUGGAAAGCUAUAGUCCUGAUGAUAAUCGGUUUGACCAUCGUCCAUUCCUAUAUCGUGCUAAUUGGAGUUGGCAGUUUAAAGCGAUUGAUGAUGAACUUGAUCGAAUUACUCGACAAGCUUCACAUCAGAAACCUGACCCAAUCGAACCUCCUGAACAGAAGACAAGAAGUGAAAGUUAUGGAAAGCUUCCACUUGACAAGCAACAAAGUUCACCAAUGACUUUUGGUUCAAGUGACGCUUUACCAACACAUGAGACGGUAACAACAAAUGGAAUUUCUGGUGCUUGUUCGAGUGGCAACAUCUGCACACUUGAGAAGGUAACGAAUAUGCCUUUGAAGAAAAGUCACAGUACAGGCUAUCAUAAAAGUCAGAUUAAUGUCAUGGGAAAGAUUAAAGAUAGAACUGGAAUUCCUGUUUAGGAUGAAGUAAACUUUAAGUUCUUUUAUUAAAUUCACACAUGAUUCGCUUCCAGUUGAUAAUAAUUUUUAAAUCACUUUAAUUAGAUGCCAUGUAUGAUUAUAGAGAUGAAAUUUAAAGACAAUUGGUGUUCCAAAGCAAUUUAAUAUCUGCCAUUAAUGAAAUUUAAGUUAAAGAGAAAGAAAAGUGUCCUUCACCAUGUCAUCAAGAAAAGAAGCACAUCAUAAAAAAUCCACACAAAUAGCUCAUCUUAACUUGAAAAGUAGAUUUUUAUUUAAUAAACUAAACUGAACAAUUAUUGAAACCAUUUAGAGAAAUAAGCAAACUUACUUAUGUCGAACAAGUAUCGUAAUUUCAUUGAAAUAUCCUUUUCAGCGGGUUUCAAUCUUUAUAUUUAGAUAUUUCUUUCAUAUCAAAAAAGGUAGAGAUUCUACAUGUUUUGUGAUUUUUAGAAACGAAUUCAUCAACUUUUUUUUUAUAAAUCUUUAAAGUAAUGUAGGAAUAAAAUGUUAACACUUUUUGAAUCCUUUGAUGUUGGUCAUCAAAUGUCGAUAUGAGCGAACAGAAAUCAACACCAGAGGAUCUCCAUUUAACCAAAACAGAUUCAUAAAUACUGCACAAAUAUACGAAACCAGUAAACAAAGAGAUCAUUUAUGUUGAAACAUUUAUAAAAUGCUUUAGAUUAUAGACUCUACACCAAAUAGUUUACUGCUCAUUAGUUGCAUUAAUAUGUAUGAAACAAUAAUUAUAAAAGAUUCUAAAAAUGCAAUUGAAUAUCUGGUAAAUAAUUCAAAUAAGAAAAUGAAUAUUUAGAUUCAUUUGAUUAGGUUACUAUAAACUUAAGGUUUCUAAUUGAGGUCAUUCAAUAAAAUUUCUAAAAUUAUGACGUUCUAAAGAUUUGGCAUGUAGCAAUUUUAGGUGCAAAAAUAAAUAAAUUAAAAUAAUUAUAAUCGUACAA
Molecule: messenger RNA, 3421 nt
Organism: Clunio marinus
Lineage: Eukaryota; Metazoa; Arthropoda; Insecta; Diptera; Chironomidae
Source: the annotation of a GenBank genome assembly